This is a messenger RNA of Erigeron canadensis, 1667 nucleotides long. RefSeq names its product UDP-glycosyltransferase 71E1-like. Gene Ontology annotation, molecular function: UDP-glycosyltransferase activity. The transcript has a single exon. NCBI's taxonomy places the organism in Eukaryota, Viridiplantae, Streptophyta, Magnoliopsida, Asterales, Asteraceae. The record is from RefSeq and is a predicted model, not a curated record. Bases 82 to 1515 code for a protein of 477 amino acids.
CACACUAAAUAGUGAAAUACACCAUCAAUAAUCCACACUCACUUUUCUUUUAAAAAACGUACGUUCGAAAAUUAACUAAACAUGAGCACCUCCGAACUGAUUUUCAUCCCUUCUCCCGGUGCCGGCCACCUUCCGCCAACGCUAGAGCUCGCAAACCUUCUUCUAGACCGUGAUCAACGCCUUUCUAUCACCAUCAUCAUCAUGCAACUCGAUCUUGGACCAAACAACAAAACCGAAACCCAAAAAUCCACUUCCCGUCUACGCAUCGUUGACAUCCCUUGUGACGAGUCUACUAAGGCUCUCAUCAACCCCAAGACCUUCCUUGCCGACUUCAUUGAACACAACAAGGUUCAUGUUCGUGACAUCGCUCGUGGCAUCAUUGAUUCUGGGACGGUUCGACUAGUUGGCAUCGUUCUCGACAUGUUUUGUGUGAGCAUGACUGAUGUAGGGAAUGAGUUUGGGGUUCCAAGUUAUAUCUACUUUACUUCUGGUGCAAGCACGCUUGGCCUCAUGUUUUACUUUGAGGCCAAGCGUGACCAGGAUGCCUAUGAUAUCACUGAAUUGAAAAACUCAGAAUCAGAUUUGUCAAUUCCGAGUUAUUUCAAUCCAGUGCCACCAAAGCUCUUACCAGAAAUAAUGAUGGAAAAAGAUGGGGCCAAAAUGUUUCUUGACCUUGCAAAGAGCUUUCGUGCGUCGAAGGGUAUAAUAAUAAACACGUUUCAAGAGCUCGAAAGCCAUGGGAUUGAGUAUCUUGUGAGUAGCAACGUCAAUCUUCCACCAGUAUUUCCAGUUGGGCCAAUACUGAACCUUAAAAAAACGAACACGAAUGGUAAGACCGAAGAAAUAAUGACGUGGCUAGACAACCAACCCGAGAGUUCGGUUGUGUUCCUUUGUUUCGGAAGCAUGGGAAGUUUUAAUGAGAAACAAGUUAAGGAGAUUGCGGUUGCCCUUGAACGAAGUGGACAACGAUUUCUAUGGGCAUUACGACGUCCACCAUCGAAAGAGAAGAUGGAGUUACCAGAAGAAUACGAAAAUCCGAAUGAGGUGUUGCCAAAGGGGUUUCUUGAACGGACAUCAAGUGUAGGGAAGGUGAUAGGGUGGGCCCCACAAAUGGUGGUAUUAUCCCACCCGUCAGUAGGAGGUUUCGUGUCACAUUGUGGAUGGAACUCAACACUGGAAAGUAUAUGGUGUGGGGUUCCGAUAGCUGCUUGGCCACUAUAUGCCGAACAACAGCUCAAUGCUUUUCAACUUGUGGUGGAGAAAGGAAUGGCGGUGGAGAUAAGGAUCGACUACCGGAUGAGUAUGAAACCCGGUGGCAGCGAGAUGAUGGUGACCGCGGAGGAGAUUGAGAGUGGGAUUAGGAAGUUAAUGAGUGAUGAUGAGAUAAGAAACAAGGUGAAAGAUAUGAAAAACAAGAGUAGACUUGCGGUCUUAGAAGGUGGAUCUUCUAAUGCUUCUAUUGGACUUCUUAUUGACCAUUUGAUGAAUGAUAAUCACUCAACUAAUCAGUUCUAAGUCUUAUGGGACUUUUAAGAGAAGAAGGGAGCUAGAUUUUGUCUCUUUAAGAAGUCUCAAGUUCAAACAUGUAUGAGUAUGGAUAUUUAAUUAGCAAUUGUUGAAUUGAAAUUUGCUACAUAGAAAGAAAAAAAAAAUUAAGUACUCAAACA